Adineta ricciae is the source of this 1248-nucleotide messenger RNA. The record is from the annotation of a GenBank genome assembly. NCBI's taxonomy places the organism in Eukaryota, Metazoa, Rotifera, Eurotatoria, Adinetida, Adinetidae.
AUGAAGAAAACGUUAACAAGAUCGAAAACUUUCGAUGGUGAUUUAUUUAAAGUUGAAAAACGUCUCACACGUCAAUCCACUCUUCCUUCGUUUGCUCAUGCAGCCGAAUUCGAUUACAAACGUGAUACGAAACAGCUGAUGAAAAUUUUGAAAAACUGUGUCACUGCUCACAUGUUGGAUCUGGAUUGUAUUCUUCAUUUCCUCUCAGCCUACAGCUGUGAGCAACGCAUGAUAAUUAUACAUGAUCUCGACUAUGAAUAUCAUUAUAAUUUGAUUGAUAUGGUACUCAAACGACCUGAAUCACCUAUUCGUUCGUGUACUUUAGCCAUGCUCGUUGAACCGGUUGAAUUGUGUGCACGACACUUUCACGAUUUCUUAACGCAAAAAUUAACGAAAAACGACGACAAGAAUGUUUCAAGAGUUCUACUUGAAAUUCUAUUGGGAUUAAACAAUGAUGAUGUGCGAAAAUUCAAAGAAACUUAUGAACUGGUGUUUGGCGCUGCUGUUCAAAAUGAUAUUACAGUUGCACUUGGCGCAGAGGGCAUUCUUCCGAAUUUGUUAAUUCAAUUGCUACAAGGAGAACGUUAUGAAGAUUCCGCAGGUUCAUCCACUACAGCUAAAUACGUGGCGAAAGGUUUAUACGAGGCAACUUCAGAUACACCGAUCAUUGAUGACGAUACGUUGAUAAAAAUAUUCACUCAAGAUUCAUUUUCUCAGCUAUCGAGUAUAUUCGAUUUCUACGAAGACAAAUACGGACAGCCAUUUUUGCAAGCAAUCGAGCGUCGAUUUCAAAAUCCAAUAGAAAUUCAAUAUUUUCAAGACAUUAUUGAGUUCACCCACUCGCCAAGUAGCUAUUAUUCACAUCUACUGCGCCAAGCGCAGGAUAAAACACCGAUCGAUUAUGUGACUAUCAUUCGCAUUAUUCUUGGACGUGAGGAAAAAGAUCUAGCCGAAAUCAAAUUAGAAUAUUCGAAAAUUUACGACGAAACCUUGGAUGAAACGUUAAAACAGCGACUAGAUAAUUUAGAAAUCAAACGUUUGCUGAUCAUGAUCGUAACCGGAGGUGUAGAUAUAACAGUUAAUGAUGGCGGACCGGUUCGUUUCGACCACGCCAAUAAUAGUAAUUCAACAAAUUCAGGCUCGAACUCGCCGUCAGCAACAACGAAUGGCCAUCAAGGUGCGAGAAAGUUUUCGCAUGAAGCAUUUGAUCGAUUCGUGAAUGUUUUUAAACAAAUGCGUUCGCAUUAA